Messenger RNA from Pogonomyrmex barbatus (red harvester ant), 7728 nucleotides. It is a transcript of the gene east, whose product is annotated as enhanced adult sensory threshold. NCBI's taxonomy places the organism in Eukaryota, Metazoa, Arthropoda, Insecta, Hymenoptera, Formicidae. The record is from RefSeq and is a predicted model, not a curated record. Gene Ontology annotation, cellular component: nucleus.
ACGCGUAACUACGCGAUUGAGUCUUAGCAAAAUGUUUUGCUCCAAACUUUUUUUUUUGUUUUUAAAGAUUUUCGAAUCAAGUUGCAGUGAUGUAUAAAUUUGUUUUUCAUAUGAUAGCCUUCGAGUAAUUGCGCACUUGGUUGCUAACAAAAUGACAAAGAUUAUAAUAUUUUAUAAAUGUUGAAUAAAUGUAUUUAGAUAGUGUUUUAGAAAAUAUGAAUGAUAUUACAGGAGCCCAAUGUGGGUGGAAGUGAGAUGGCAUCCAGGGAAAAGAAACCCUUAGCGCCUUCCAAAUCGAAACAGAAGGCGAGUAACGAUUCUGUCUUGCCAUCCAAUGAGGUCAAGAAUAAGAAAGGCAAGUCAUUGCUGAAUAUAAAGCAGCAGCAACUUGCGCAAGAGAUUUUUGAUACAGUAGCAACGGGUAGUCAACUUCCUGUUAAACUAGAGGCGAGCUUACCACGUAGGAAUGCCCUUAAAAAUCUGAAACGCAAACAGAACUUACGAGCAGCCAAGGCAAAUCUCAUCAAGUCCAAGGUUACCAAGAGAGUGACCAACAGGAUAAUUCCUGACGUUAAGAAGGGUGCAAAGUAUACGAAGAGAAUUAAGCAAUCGGAGGAGUCGGCCGUUAAGGCGGCAAUCGAUAUUGCUCCCAAACUUUCGGAAAAUCAGGCAAACAACGGAGACAACGAAGGUAGAGGAACUGAAACACCAAGUAAAAGUGCCAAGAAUAAUCUCAGGACCAAAAAGACCAAAUCUGACGUUCAAAGUAAGGAAGAGGCCAGUGCUACGUCCGGCACUAAAGUCAGUCCAAAACUUGGCAGGAAGGGGAAAACGACGGAAAGUUCUGAUUCUUUGUCAAAGAGUGCCAAAACAACCAAGUUAACCAGCUUGAAAAGGAAUAGUCUCAAGGACAAUCUCGUAAAAGUUGCAGAGGCUGAUAACAAGGGUACGAAAGGCCGGAAAAGCGCUGGCAGGGAAUUAGAUUGCACAAGAAGUAGCGUUGAGAAAUUUUCAAAGACUGUUUUGGAAAACAAGAAUUCUAUCGAUCUUACUAUAGACGAAGUGAUCGCUUCAAUGUUGAGUGACUCAGAAGUCGAAAGUCAACAGAGCGUCACGGAGAAGAUUGAAGGUAAAGUGACAAGAAGUAAAAAAAUGUUAGUUGACGAGAGUAUCGUCUGCGAUAUCGAGAUAAAGAAAGAACCCGAUUCCGACGAUACCAAAGUUACGUCAGACGGAGAGUCUGUGGAGACCGAUCAAGGAUUCCAUUUUCAGAAUGCCAUCCAAUUGAGAAAGAGAACGAAAGUCGGCUAUGUCGAUCAAAUAUCACAAAGAAGUUUGCGAAACGGAAAGCAGCGUCAGUUGUCAGAUUUGGGAAAUUCCGCAGAUAACGAUUCUAAAAAGCGACAUAGAUUAAAUUCGGAUGGAACUGUUGUCUCGGAUAAUUUGAUAGAACAUAUUUCGGAUUGUAAUACGAAUAUGGACUCUUGUUAUUCGGAUCCUGGUUGUAACGAAUCUCAAACGACAUCGAGCAAAGAGGAGGUUUGCUCGAAGGACGAAACGUCCACGUACGACGAGGACGCUGAAAUUGGAUUGGAAAUAGAGAACAAUAACAACAGCGAUCGCGCGGACAGAACGGAUGAGAUUGGACCGACUCUGCGUUCUAAAACUAAAGCAAAGACGGAGUACGAGUCAACGACGAGAGAGGACGACGUUAAAACUGAAGACGCACGAGUAACAGCCAGGUGUACGGAAGCCCAAGAGGAUUCAAAGAAACUUAACAAUUUGGAUCAAGCGAAGAAGGACAACGUUUUAGCCAAGAUUACAGACAAAUCUAAGGGUCGUAGAAGCAGUUUAAACAUAGACAUGAAAAAAACACUCAGUUCCUUUUACAGCACGGAUAAAUCGGACGGUAACUCAAAGUCGCAGAUAGAUCAAAUGAUCGCUGACAUUAAAUUGAAUAUUGCAAAAUCCAUCGAGAAUAAAAUCUAUGGUCCGGAAAAUGGUCUUGGAUUAAAUAAAAAUUUCGACAUGCCCAAGAUCGAAGAAAUUGUCGCGCCGCUCAGUACGGAGUCGCAGAAAACGGGAUUGGAAGACAAUGCCGACGAGGAUAAGUCCACUGUUACAAAUGAAAUCGCGUCAAACAAUUCAGAAAAUUCAGUACCAAAAGUGGCCGAUACUGCCAAAGAGAUCGAGGAGAAACUAGUCAAGUUUGAUAUUGGAGAAGCAGAGACACAUUCGCAGAACGUCCAAGAGAACAAGGCCUCCGAUAACGACACAACUAACGAUGUACAUAAUAUUUGCGAAUCUAUAUGUAAUAUAGGUAAUAAUAAUAAUAAUAAUAAUAAUAGUAAUAAUAAUAAUAAUGCUGCGCAACAGUCUCACAGGAAUGAAUCUGUGAAUGAGCCCGAAGUGGAGAACGUUGGUUGUAGUACAGCCAGCGACGCCUUAAUCAAUAUCGGUGAUAACGAGUCAAAGACAUCGGACGAGAAUAGGAAGAUUGUCACUACGAGGAAGUCUUCGAGAAUCACCGACAAAAGUUCAGACAGCGUUUGCAGUAGCGAGACAAGAAAAUCAAAUAGGACAGCGAAUAAAACGAAAUCGGAUAACGUGGAGGAUGUUUUAUAUACGGAUACACAAAAAUUUACAAAUGACGAAAUCGUAUCAGAGGAUCGUCCCGCGGAUGAUAAUACUGCAACUCUAUCUGUGGUACCUGUAUCGACAUCUCCCGAACGGAAGGCGGAAGAGGAACUUACGGAAGAAGAAAACGCGCAAACAAAAACGACCGAGGAAUCGGAAACUGAAGUCCCUCCGAACGUUAAGGAUAAUUCAGACGAGUCGGAAACGUUGGAAAGUAUAUCGCGCGAGGUAGAGAGAUUGGUAGCGGAAGAUCAAUCUGUCAAAUUAUCAUUACCAAGUGAUACGGACGAGAUGAUUCAAAGCAAGGUUGAGAUUUCCGAUACAAUGACGUCGGAUAAAGAGCAAGAAUGUGAUGAAAGCGGGGAUAGGGAAACGUCUGCUUUUCGCAGCGAUGCCUCUACCCCGAUUGGAUCAGUUGCCGAUGAGACGUCGAGUAAAAGCUGUGCGAACGGAAAAUCUGCUGACACGACCGAAACGUUACAAGAGAGCGAUACCUCAAACUGCAAAGCGGCGCAAAACGCAAAAAGUCCGAAAAUUAACAAUAACUUGCUACACGUACCAACUACCGUAAACUGUGAUUCAAAUAGUGAGUAUAGCUCUGUAAAUUCUAUAUCCGUGGAUACUUGCACAUCUGACCGGCCGAACGAUGAAACCAAGGAGCUCGAUUACGAUAGCGGUUGUUCAAAGGAAUUGAACAAAUCCAACGUUAUUAUGCUAAACACGGACGAAAGUACCUCGGAACAAAAGGCAGAGCAGAACGAAGCCGCCUUAAUAACGACCGACGAGAGCAAUAAGUCCUCGGAUGGCAAGGAUCUCGACGAGCGGAAAUCUAUUAACGAGGAAAACAGAAGAGUGUUACGAACACGUGACAAGAAAAGGGCCGAAAGCAGGCAAGCCGCAUCUCGCAGCCGAGAACACGUCGAUGGUGUCAAGAUUAAGACGGAGGAAGGUGGUGCGAUUCAAAAGACGCAGACCUCCGAUGCGCAGAAUGAUACCGAUGAGGUGCAAGGCCCGUUGGACGAUACCGCUGUUACGGAAGGUUCUCAAAAGGCAGAAGACGCGAGCGACUCGUUAAAUUGCCACGAGGCAAUUGUUGGCGAUGUUGGCGAACUCGAGAUUCAAUCUCGUAGCCGUCGCGGUAGAGAGAUGAAGAAACGCAGAGAGGAAUUGUCGCAAUUGUCCAGCGGUUCCAAGACGAAGCGCGUGAAGCGAGAUCAGCGAAAGUCCGAUCAGCAGAACAAGGAAGAGACCUUGUUGGACAACGAGGUCGCGAAAAUCAACGAGAACAACAGGUCGUUCUUGAACAAGUACGGCGGCGCCAGUGCCGAGCGCACCGACAGCUUUUGCGGAGUUUUCUUCGAGCAAGGCGGGCAAGCUGGAUUGGACAAGAUCGACAAAGAUCCUAAUUUACGUAGCAAAUCGGAGAAUGAUAUAACGAUUGUCGACGCGAAGUCUGGCAAGAAUGAGGAACGACACCUCUCGCGAAAUCUAUCCGAGAAUCACGUAUCGAAACAGACAACUGAUAAUGCAGAUAUGUUGGCGAACGAAUGCAAGACUCCCAAGACACCGGAGCUCGCGCAGAAAGAUUCCGACGAGACUUCCACAUCGGGUGAAUCGUUCAACAGCGGUACGCCCAAGAUUUUGGAAACGCCCGAAGAUAAGGAGAGGAAAGAGUCGAUUUUACGAAUGUUGGGACUUGAGUCUCUCGAGGAAGCCGCCAAGAGACAAAAUCAGCAAAAGACGAAGAAAGAACAAUUAUCUACAGGUACUCUGAAGACAAUUAUUCGAGUAUCGCAAAAGGAGAAGGACAAGGACAAGAGAGGGUCACGAUCUCCAUUGAAAAUGGUUCUUAAGCAGCAGGGACGAGGGGACGGAGAGGGUGACUCGCUCGAAUUCUACACCAUUCAAAAGGAGUUUGGAACCAGUGGUUUGGGAGAUAGCAGCUCUGGUGCGAACCGAAAGUUCACUACUAACCACAGACAUUCUUGCGAUGACGAUAACGAGGAAGCUACGCCUAAGGAUCGUCAGUCGCUUGUCAUUCCAGAAAAAUCAUCCUCUUUUUCCAUACAUCCUGGACGCGUGUGUGCUGAUGUAUGUUGCUAUUGUUUUGGAAAGUUUGGUUCUUUGGAUACGCCGAUGCAUCUAGCUCAAAUAAAGUCUGAUGAGAGACGUAAAAAGAUCUUGAAUGUAGAAAGACAUCUUACAAAAGAUUCAUGUCUGUGCGACGCAUGCUACCGCCACGUUGAUAGAAAGGCGAACACUAGCCCAGCAAACAUGCAGCAAAAACCACAGAAACAGCAUAGGCAGUUGAUGAUGUCAAAGUGCUCAGCACGCGAAUGUCGAGAUCCCGCGCGACAUCAUGUUAAGCGUCGUUGGUUACUUAAGAUAAAAACUGGUCUGCAGAAUCAGGUCGACAUAGACUGGGAUUCGAGUCAACACACCACAAUGUCGUUUUGCGUUAGUCAUUACGAGAAAAUUGGACGUUUUUUGACAUGCGCGCUCUGCAAGCGCCGACUCGCUCGUACGCAUACUCACCAGCUGACUAACGCGGAGACCAACGAAUUGAAUCACUUACUUAGCCAACAAGGGAUCCCUGUCUUGUUAGCGGUCGGCACAUUUGUGUGCAAGCUGUGUCGUUACUUUGCGCAGCUACAGCUUAAGUACAGGGACAUCGAUAAUAUGAAUAUGAAUCACAGAACUUUCUGCAAAAGUUAUCGAAAGCGGAUCUUACAUUAUCUUGGAAUCGAUGUAGCUUUGGAUGAGGAUGACGAUUCGUCGCAACAAACGAAUCAAACGAAGGACAAGAAAAACAAGAAGAGCACCAAAAGUUCGCAGCCCAAAAGCGGAAACUCUAAAUCUCCAGAACGUGCAACGAGCGGUACGUCGGAAAAAUCGACGCCGGAACCGAACAAGAACGAGACUGCGGUAGAAUGCUCCGAGAUGAGUAACGAGAGUCGUGCUCCCAAGUUGGGCAACGAUGAAAAUGGCGCAACGGACAUUCACUAUCUCGAGAGCACCGUGGAGAAUCUGAAGAAACGCAAAAUACUCGAUAUGCAUGCGUACACUCCGGGCUCAUCCUCUUCGUGCGACGGCAUAGUGGCGAAUGGCAUGACCCUCGGGAUGGAUGAGGUUACCUUGACGCGAUUACCAAAGAAGUCGAGGCUCAGCAACAACAACAAUAAUAACAGCAAUAACAACGACAUAACACCUGUGGUGCAGAGACUCGGUGCAAAUCCCUCCAUAAGUGUACGCACGCUUUUCCCAGGCGAGGAGGAAAUGAAUCUUCACGUUAACAUCGAGUUUCAAAAUGUGCGCGAGGUCACGCCACAAGGAUGGGAGAAGUGUGCGACGAUGAUUCAGUACGAUCGUGAAACCAAACAUCUCUGGCAACAAUUACAGCGACCGUAUGGUAAUCAAAGUUCUUUUCUACGUCAUUUGAUCCUUCUGGAGAAGUAUUAUAGAGCCGGCGACUUGAUAUUGGCGCCAAACGCCUCACGGAAUGCAAUCAACUAUUCCACUUCAGUACAGAACAGACUGAUAUCAUACGAGGGUCCGGAAAAAAUGGACGAACCUAUAAUGGAACCGAUCGCAACGGAAUACAGCAAUCCGCGUCGUUUGAGCGGUGGCUACGUAUUGGAGAAAGACAGAUUGUCUAUGCCCGGCACGAGUUUAAUGUCGAGACAAUCGACUAGCAGUGGCAAUGCGACGUCGUCGUCAAAUUCGAUCAAAAUGAACUCACAGCGAAUGCUCAAACUCAACUCGGGGGUGUCAAUCAUCAAAAAAUCGCCCCCAAAUUUGCAACGAUUAAGCCUACCGUCUACUAGCAGUAGUGGAGGUGGCUGCGGCAGCGGCGGCGGCGGCGGCGGCGGCAAUGGAAAUGGAAGUGGAAGCGGAAGCGGCGGUAGUGCCACAACGGCAAAUGGUAGUGGCAGCGCCGUUAAACGGAAAGACGGCCAAGCUUCAGCCUCCAUUUACGGUAGCGGCGGCAAGGUGUUUCAGUUGAGUGAGACAGACAUAAAACGAAUGCAAACCUUCAAACGGCAAAAAUUUAACGAUAGACCUGCUGCUGGAACGAACAACGGAUCGGUUGGCAAUACCAACUUCCGUUCGCAAUAUCAGAAGACGCAGAUUACCGUUCUUGGGCACAACCAACAAUUUCAGAGGCAUCUGCGAAUGCAGCAAGAGAGGUUGAAUCGUCAGAGUCGCGGUGACUUUGAACCACUGAUCUGCGACAUGACGCGUUCCGCUACCUCCGCGAAUGAAAGCAACCCGACGGGCCAAAAUAUUCUUCACAACCUUAACCUGCCGAAAUCGAUCCAGGUGACGACUAAGCCGACAUCGGCAAGCAAUCCGAUUCCGAUUUUGCCGAAAAUUCCGAAAUCUUUGACGGUAAUACCGCAAACCGUCACAAGAUCUGCUGAAAAAUAAGAAUGGGAGACGUAAGUAGACGUUGAGUACGCAGUCUGUUUAUUUUUCCCCCCCUUUGUUUCUUUUUCUCUCAAAAGGAGGAGAGACAGGGCAGCAAAGAUAAACGAUCGAUUGUACAAGAUUGUAUUUGUAUGCUUUUUUACGCGUCGAUAUCGAUUAAAUCUCAAAAUGGCCGCCAAAGCGAAGCAAGAUAAUGAACAUGGUCAAUGCUCGGAGAGCAAUUUUUGCCUUACGUGAGCGCAUUGCGAUAUGCACUUACCGAGCCUGAACGCUCAAAACACACACACAUUGAUUUUACGUUAUGGUUAAGACGAGACAGACUAUAGCGAUUUAUAUAUACUUGUUGCAUCAAUCGUGAUCACAAACUUGUAGAUAGAUUUAGUAGGAUAAUUCGAGCAAAUUGAGACACUUUGAUUCUAACGAUAUUAUACAUAUAUUAACAACCAAAGUUUCGCUAUAAAAUUCAUUAACGAAAAAACGUGUUGAACAAUGCUGUUUCCACGGAAAGUGCCUAAAGUAAGACAGGAGGUAGGAAGGAAACUGUUACUUUAAUAUUAAUUAAUUACGUAAUUAUGCAUGUGAGAGAUUCAGAUCCUCAGGUGCGGUACACGUAGAUACAUCGUACAUAUAUCGAGUUUUUUAAUAAAUAAAUAUCAAUCUGUG